CAACUAGGAACUAUAUCAGGAAUAACACUAAUUUUUUAAAAAUCACACGUUUGCAGUGUUAGUUUCAUCAGCCGUUGUACAAGAUGAUAAAAAACACAGGAAAAACACAUUUUGACUGCAAUGGGCCUCUAACGACUAUGUGGUUAUUCCUAUUCUGUACAUUUGAAUGUCAAAUAAGGUAAUUCAUUGGGUAACAUUUAUAUGUAAAAAUCCUGUUUAAUAUUCUACCAGCAACGUUUAUUUAAAACAAUAGCUCAGGCUGUCAUAGUGAGAAGACAAACUUCCUCACAGUGCUAUUAUUGCUCGAGUGGCUUCCUCUUCAGUGAACACUCACACUUCCUCCACUACAGCAACACUUUGCUUGACUGCUUUGACGCUCUCGGACAGAUUGUAGGCUAUAUGUUCAUACAAACCCUGCCACUGAAGAUAGUAUGUUUGGUGUCUGAGACAGUGAAGGGGCCAGAAUGCAGAGCAUCAAGUGUGUGGUGGUAGGAGACGGCGCAGUGGGGAAGACCUGCCUCCUUAUCUCCUACACCACCAACGCCUUCCCCAAGGAGUACAUCCCCACUGUGUUUGACAACUACAGUGCCCAGGUGACUGUGGACAGCAGGACUAUUAGCCUCAACCUGUGGGACACAGCAGGCCAGGAGGAGUACGACCGCCUGCGCACCCUCUCCUACCCCCAGACCAACGUGUUUGUCAUCUGCUUCUCUGUUGCCAGCCCCCCCUCCUUUGAGAACAUCAAGCACAAGUGGCACCCAGAGGUCACCCACCACUGUCCCAAUACGCCCAUUCUGCUGGUGGGCACCAAGAAGGACCUGCGUAAUGACCCAGAGGUGUUGAAGAAGCUUAAGGAUCAGAACCAGACGACCAUCACCCAACAGCAGGGCACCGCCCUGGCCAGGCAGAUCCAAGCCAUCAAGUACCUCGAAUGCUCUGCCCUCAACCAAGAUGGAAUCAAAGAAGUGUUUGCUGAGGGUGUGCGAGCCUUUCUCAACCCACAACCUGUCGCCACCAAGAAGCCCUGUGUGCUAUUGUAAAGGCAGUAGGAAACGCUGUGUGCUAUUAUAAAGGCAGUAGGAAACCCUGUGUGCUAUUGUAAAGGCAGUAGGAAACCCUGUGUGCUAUUAUAAAGGCAGUAGGAAACGCUGUGUGCUAUUGUAAAGGCAUUAGGAAACCCUGUGUGCUAUUGUAAAGGCAGUAGGAAACCCUGUGUGCUAUUGUAAAGGCAGUAGGAAAUCCUGUGUGCUAUUGUAAAGGCAGUAGGAAACCCUGUGUGCUAUUGUAAAGGCAGUAGGAAACCCUGUGUGCUAUUGUAAAGGCAGUAGGAAACCCUGUGUGCUAUUAUAAAGGCAGUAGAGAUACUAUCACAGAUGCAUAUCCAAUAGAACAAUAUUAAUUAAUUUAAUGUGUGUAAACCAUUGGAGUUGAUUUUAUUGUGAAAUAUGUUUUUGUUGUACUGCCAAUAACAAACACUGCGAUAUCAAGACUUCAUUAAGAAAAAAGGGGAUCUCAGAGGCAUUGGCUCAAGAUGCAUGCUUCAAAACUGACCCAAUGUUAGGUAGGCGAGAAGGGCCUUGCUCAAACUUUGUCUGUCAGAAUCCUUGCUUUUGUAUAUCCAUUAUUUUUCCCUCUUCCUAUAAAGCAAUUGACAAACAAAACCUGA
Salvelinus fontinalis (brook trout) is the source of this 1666-nucleotide messenger RNA. Its product is annotated as rho-related GTP-binding protein RhoG-like. The record is from RefSeq and is a predicted model, not a curated record. The coding region runs from base 465 to 1040 and encodes 191 amino acids. Gene Ontology annotation, biological process: cortical cytoskeleton organization; establishment or maintenance of cell polarity; regulation of cell shape. Lineage: Eukaryota; Metazoa; Chordata; Actinopteri; Salmoniformes; Salmonidae. Gene Ontology annotation, molecular function: GTP binding; GTPase activity; protein kinase binding. Gene Ontology annotation, cellular component: cytoplasmic vesicle; cell cortex; cytoskeleton. The transcript has 2 exons.